AAUAUGGCCAGGAACAAGAGCUUUCCAAAAUCUCUGCAAAUAUACCUCUCAAAGCUCAAAAAACCCACACCAUCACAACUUCCACUCCAUUCAAAUUCCAUCAAAACCUCUUCAAAUUGGAUUUUAUCAGGUUGCAGACACCCUAAAACCUCUUCCUUCUCCAUUGAUCGGAAUCAACCCAACAACACCUCUAAAGAUGAUGAUGAUGAUGCUGCAACACUAACCGACGUUGAUCGUUUCCUCUACGAAAAUUUCAAUUCCCUCUACUGCAAAACUGAUAAUUACAACAAUGAAGGCGGCGAUGAUGGAAACAAUAAUCAACGCCGAGAAAACACCAAUCCCGGAGCAUUCCUUUUCGAAUCACCCAGGUUGGGUGAGGCGGCGCCGCCCGAUGUAAGGCCAUCAAAUCGGUUCUUUGUGUCCCCUGGAACCACUAAUUCAUUAAUCGAAGAGUCGCGGUCGAGCUUAUCGACAUGCGACGACAUUGGAUCGAGCUCGACGACGGCGACAACGACUACAACGAAUCUUCGUGAAUCCAUGGCUCUGUCGUCUGCUAAGAUACAGAGUAUCGAUCUGGACCUCCCUGAUGACAGCAUUGCAGUGCUCAUAUACACAAGAGAUCCCUAUGAGGAUUUCAGACAAUCCAUGGAGGAGAUGGUUGAAGAUCGAUUGAGCCAACAUGAAACUGUAGAUUGGGAUUUCAUGGAAGAACUUCUCGUCUGUUACUUGAAGCUGAACGAGAAGAAAUCAUACAAAUACAUACUUGGGGCAUUCGUGGAUCUCAUGGUGAUUUUGCGUCAGAAUUCCAGUAAUUCGCCGGGUAAGCCACAUAGAAGGAAAACAGAUCGCCAUUAA
Telopea speciosissima is the source of this 855-nucleotide messenger RNA. RefSeq names its product transcription repressor OFP14-like. The record is from RefSeq and is a predicted model, not a curated record. Gene Ontology annotation, biological process: negative regulation of DNA-templated transcription. Lineage: Eukaryota; Viridiplantae; Streptophyta; Magnoliopsida; Proteales; Proteaceae. Bases 4 to 855 code for a protein of 283 amino acids. The transcript has a single exon.